CUCUUUUCCUCUCCCUCUUCCCUCCCCCCACCCCUCUCCCUUUCCCUCUCCGUCUUCCUUUUCCCCUCCUCCCCUUUGCCUUGGCUCCUCUUCCCUUUUCCCUUCUCCCCUUUCCCUCUUCCCCUUUUCCUUCUCCUUCCACCUCCCGCCUUCUCUGUUCCUCCAGGUCCUGCCUGUUCGCCCCGCCCCCCCCUUCUUCCCCUCCCUCUGGUCCCGGAGCUCCUCCCUGGGGUGGGAGCGGCCCGAGAGAACUGGAGCUGAGCUUUUGGUCUCAUGUGUGAUGUGGGGGGCGGGCGGGGUCCAGGGGAGCGCCUGUGCCCCUUCCAUAGUGACUGGGCCGUUCUCCGCAGAGACUGGACAGGAUGUGUUUGUUACGCUCUUCCUACGUUCAAGGUCCUACUUCUUUGAAGCCUUUCGAGGUCACAAUUUUUCUUCUGAAUUUAUAGCUCUUCUUGACUAUCCUUCCUGAAGUUCAUUAUUCCAACUUGUGAACAGUUAUGAGUACCCCAGGAGCUUCAGUAACAGCCACAAUGAAGCUAAAACAGAACAUUAAUCCUAUUCUUUUAUAUCUCAUAAACUUUGUAAUUUUGGUCUACACUAUUUUAACGUACAUUCCAUUUUACAUUUUAUGUGGAUCGAGACAAGCAAGAUCCAAUCAAGUGAAAGCAAAGCCUGUAAGCAGGCAGCCGGAUGCGGCAUACCGCUCUGUUAACAGCUUCCAUCGGUUGGCUUCAGUGCUCUAUCCUGGAUGUGAUACGUUAGAUAAAGUUUUUAGGUAUGCAGAACAAAAAUUUAAGGACAACAGGCUCCUGGGAACACGAGAAAUACUAAAUGAAGAAGAUGAAAUGCAACCGAAUGGAAAAAUUUUUAAAAAGGUUAUUCUUGGAGAUUACAAUUGGCUGUCAUACGAAGAAGUUUUUGUUCGAGCCUAUAACUUUGGAAAUGGCCUACAGGUAUUGGGGCAGAAGCCAAAGACUAAUAUUGCUAUCUUCUGUGAAACCAGAGCAGAAUGGAUGAUUGCCGCACAAGCUUGUUUUAUGUAUAAUUUUCAACUUGUUACACUAUAUGCUACUCUAGGAGGUCCAGCAAUUGCACAUGGAUUAAAUGAAACAGAAGUAACCAACAUCAUUACAAGUAAAGAACUUUUGCAGACAAAAUUGAAGGACAUUGUAUCUCUUGUUCCUCACCUGCGACACAUCAUAACUGUGGAUGGUAAGCCAACAACUUGGUCCGAAUUUCCCAAGGGUGUCAUUGUUCACACAAUGGCAGCUGUACAGGCUUUGGGAGCAAAGGCACACUCAGUAAAUAAACCUGAAAGCAGGCCUGUGCCUUCAGAUAUUGCUGUAAUCAUGUACACAAGCGGAUCUACAGGACUUCCAAAGGGAGUUAUGAUCUCUCAUUCGAAUCUUAUUGCUGGUAUAACUGGGAUGGCUGAAAGGAUUCCAGGACUGGGAGAAGAAGAUGUUUAUAUUGGAUAUUUGCCUCUUGCCCAUGUUCUAGAAUUAAGUGCUGAGCUUGUUUGUCUUUCUCAUGGAUGCCGCAUUGGCUAUUCAUCACCGCACACUUUAGCAGAUCAGUCAACGAAAAUUAAAAGAGGAAGCAAAGGAGAUACAUCCAUUUUGAAACCAACGCUAAUGGCAGCUGUUCCGGAAAUCAUGGAUCGAAUCUACAAAAAUGUCAUGAAUAAAGUGAAUGAAAUGAGCAGUUUUCAACGCAAUUUAUUUAUUUUGGCCUAUAAUUACAAAAUGGAACAGCUUUCUAAAGGCUAUUGUACUCCACUUUGUGACAGGUUUGUUUUCCGGAAAGUACGAAGCCUGCUAGGUGGACAAAUCCGUAUCCUUCUAUGCGGAGGUGCUCCACUCUCUGCAACAACUCAGCGAUUUAUGAAUAUCUGUUUCUGCUGUCCUGUUGGUCAGGGCUAUGGACUCACUGAAUCAGCGGGGGCUGGAACAAUCACUGAAGUUUGGGACUAUAAUACAGGGAGAGUUGGAGCACCAUUAAUUUGCUGUGAAGUCAAAUUAAAGAACUGGGAAGAAGGUGGAUACUUUAAUACAGAUAAACCACGUCCUAGGGGUGAGAUUCUACUUGGUGGCAAGAAUGUGACAAUGGGCUACUACAAAAAUAAGGAAAAAACACAAACUGAUUUCUUUGAAGAUGCAAGGGGACAGAGGUGGCUUUGUACGGGAGAUAUUGGAGAAUUUGAUCCUGAUGGGUGUUUAAAGAUUAUUGAUCGUAAAAAGGACCUUGUAAAACUUCAGGCAGGAGAAUACGUCUCUCUUGGAAAAGUUGAGGCAGCUUUAAAGAAUCUCCCAUUAAUAGAUAACAUCUGUGCAUAUGCAAACAGUUAUCAUUCUUAUGUCAUUGGAUUUGUUGUGCCAAAUCAGAAGGAACUAACAGAGCUAGCUCGACAAAAAGAACUGAGAGGGACUUGGGAGGAGAUCUGUAAUAGUCCAAUAAUGGAAAAGGAGGUGCUAAAAGUGCUCUCUGAGGCUGCUGUUUCAGCAGGUCUGGAAAAGUUUGAAAUUCCAGUAAAAAUUCGUUUGAGCCCAGAUCCAUGGACCCCUGAAACUGGCCUGGUGACUGAUGCCUUCAAACUAAAACGCAAAGAACUUAAAACACAUUACCAAGCGGACAUUGAGCGAAUGUACGGAGGGAAAUGAUCGUUCUCUUUUUGCACCUCUUUGCUACAGUGAGCUCAGAUCAAAUAGGAAAAUACUUGAAUUGCAUGUCUCAGUCUUUGAGACAAACACCAUUCCUCAUUUUAAGCCUAAACUGUUAUUUCUCAUGACAUUACCAUCUUUUACUGACAGGAUUAGUAAAAUUUUAAGACAGCAAACUUGUGUCUGUCUCUUCUUUUUUUUUUCACCCCAAUUUAUUUCACUACCUAUGACUAUAUUAUAUUUGUCAGUUUGUGGAUUUUCCUGAAUCAUAUUGGGGAAGCAAUGAUUUUGAAACCUCAGAUUUUUAAAAAUGAUUUAUAUAUCCUGUAUAAUGUUCAGUUUGUAACUUUUUAAAGUUUGGUUGUAUAGAGGGAUAACUAAGAAAUAUUAGAAAUGGUUACUUUGGGGGCCUUUUUUACUUACAGUAUUUAAAAGCAAAAGGAUCUUUAUGUGAAAUUAUGUAAAUUUCAAAUGCUUAUUAAUCAAAUCAUUGUUGAACAGAAGAUCAGAUUUGUUGUUGUGUAAUUAUUGUCUUGUAUGCAUUUGAGAGAAAUAAAUAUAUCUAGGCUUAUGAUUUAAAAGAACAACAUCUUGUGAAUAUGUGCCUGACAGUUUCUUCUUUAAAUAUUUAAUUUUAAAAUGGGAAAUAAUGAAGUUUAGUCAUGGCACUGUAUAUAAUGAGGCAAUAUAUAAUGAGGUCAUACUUUAUUAAUUCAGAAGAAACUUAACAUAGCCAGUGUAAUGCCAGUUAGUAACUAUCUUCUAAUGGUUUACCUUCAAAUUAAUUCAGACAAUUUUAUACAAAUUUUGUAACUAGGAAGACACUGAAACUGUUAAAGGAAAACAACUCUGAAGGUUUGACAAAGUAUUUUUAAAAGGUGGAAGUUUAAAAAGCCAAACACCUUUUAUCUACAUCAGCCUUAUACACAUUCAGGUUUCUAUAUUUUGCUACACAUGAAUCAUUGAAAACUGUCAUAUUUCCUAGCUGUAGUCCAAAUGGUUUGAUUAUUUCUUUUUAAUUUAGGAUUAUUUUCUUGGAUAUAAUUUUGCACCAGGUUGUAUUUAUUUUAUGUGCUAUAUGUUGUUUGGAUAUUGACCCAAGUUCUUGUAAAGAAGUCUUCAACUUCACUUUUUUUGCUAAUAAUUAUUAAUGUGCUUAUCUUGAAGGUUAUGAAUAAAAAUGGGCCAUCUGGGAUUGAAAAAAAUGUUCUCAAGGUUACAUGGUAAUUUAGAAGACAUUCUUCUAUUAACCUUAUAAUGAGAGAAGUGUCAUGAUUUAAUUUGCAGGUUUUUCUGUAUCACUAGACACUGUUCUUGAUUCCUAAAAUGCUCCUAUCCUACUAGAUAAGCUUUUUGAAAUGCUUAGGAUUUAUCAAACAUUACCCAAGGAAUUUGAGAGUAUGGCAUCAAAGGUGGUAUCACAAAAAUUGAAAUGUGCGCAAAUCAAUGCUUUUUAAUUCAUAGGCACAAUUUUCAGCAACACUUUAUAAAAAUAUUUUGUACCUAUUAACACAAAAGCACAGUUGAUAGAAUUAACUACACCUCAGUUACUUUAGGUGUAAAAAUAAAGACAAAGAUAUUAAAUAUUUGGCCCUCUGUUACCUGGGUAAGAUUCCCUAAAAUUGAAUGUAGGUUGCUUGGCUGAUAGGUUUUGGUUGCAUCACAAAGGUGUCCCCCCCUGGAGAAAUAGAUAAUUUCUUUUGUGGCUUCUCUUAUUAUCAUGUUUUUGCAUAUUUUUCUCUGCCAUAGAUGCUUCCUUUAUAAAGUUUAGAACAAUUUCCCAGAGGAAGUGUUUUUUUAAAAUAAGAAAAGAAUUAAAGGGAUGUCUUGAAGUGGAAUAAGAAGGCCUUCCUUCUAUAUCUGUAUUGAUAGAUGAAGUAGAAAGCCUUAGAUUCAAGGAAAGUGGAGAUUAGAAACAGUUAAAUUACCAAGUUUAUUGCAUACAUUUUACCUGGCACAAGGAUUAAGAAGAAUAAGGAAAUGUAGGUUUGCUGCAAAUGGAAUAAAAAAAAACAACUUUCAAAAAGAAGCAUAGUUGACAUGCUAUUUACUGCCAUGCUUUUUUUUUUUUACCUCAUAGAAUAUAAUUCCCAGAAGGGAAGUAGUUUCCAGAUUUGAGAUUUUGUUACAUUCUAAAAUAUCCUUUCUUCUAGUAGGAUGGUGCACUUAAGAAAGGUAGAGCUUAAUUACAAAAGAAUCACUCAUUAGAUAAUCAAAUGAGUAUGUAUUUCAGAACUGAAUUGAAAGUAUUUUUCUUUUUCUUUCCAGAAACAGCUAAUGAGACUUAGCUGACUUUAUUACUCACUUACUCUCUCAUUUAUUGAUAUGCUAAAAGUUGAGCAUUUGUUCAGUCCACCAAACUAGAGCCAGACACCUAUGACCACAGCAAAUAAGAAUGUUGAUACUUAAAUAGAACAACUUUUUAAGUAAAUAGAACAACAGUUAAUCUUGCAUUGUAAUUGGGAAAAUUAAGUAACUUUAAAAUAUUUUAUUGUGAGAGAUACUAAGUUAAUUGGGAGACAGGACAGGUAGGAAAGGGGGAAAAAAACCUCAGUUAUAAAGUGUUCCUUAGCUUUGGCAUUGUGUUUGGAAAAAUUAAGAUGCACAUCAAAUUGUGUCACAGUGUAGAUGUUAGAAGACUUGUUCUUAAGAGAAUAGGUAUGUUUUCUGGAAUUGAUUGGGAAAAUGAGACAUCAGAAGAGUUCUCACAAGUUUGUUGAUGCAAUAAUCUCCAUAAUUCCCAGAAGAUAAGAUAUGCCCACCAAGGAAGCAUUCUUCUUUUAGUAAAAUAGUUUGCUGAAAUGGAAGCUAAAUUCAGUGCAAAAUUCAGUCCAUGACAUUAGGUGAUGUCAAUUCUCUAAGUAGUAAUAAUCUUUUUUAAAGUGUGGACUUGAUAACCUCUAUAAAAUCCCAUGGAGCUUGUCAAUUUUUCUAGCACCUGCCAGCAAAAAUAGGAUAGCCUGGCAUACAUUUUUGUAUUUGCUGCCAAAAUUCACAAGCUUAUAAACAUUUUUGUAUUUAAACUCUUAAAAGAACCCUGUGAUGCAACUUUUUUUAAAGCUGUGAUGUGUGUUCAUUUUCUUGGGCCUGUAAGAAAAUUGUAUACAUCUGUGUUUUAUAUAAAAUGGUCUACUUUUAAACAGUGUACAUAUUGGACCAUGCUGAAAAUGUAACUGAAUGACCAGUUGUAUAUUGUAAUUGGUUAUUUAAUGUAAACCCAUUUUCAAUGUAUUCUUGGUUGUCGCUCUUAUCUGCCUGAAAAAAGUGUAUAUCAAAGAGUUAUGUUGUAUGGAUUAUUUAUUUGUAAUUGGACAUGUUUCAAGAAUAAAGAAAUGUAAAAUAAGUUUCUCAAGUUAAA
Molecule: messenger RNA, 6018 nt
Organism: Monodelphis domestica (gray short-tailed opossum)
Lineage: Eukaryota; Metazoa; Chordata; Mammalia; Didelphimorphia; Didelphidae
Gene: ACSL3
Product: acyl-CoA synthetase long chain family member 3
Biological process (GO): long-chain fatty acid metabolic process; long-chain fatty-acyl-CoA metabolic process; neuron differentiation
Cellular component (GO): plasma membrane; lipid droplet; endoplasmic reticulum
Molecular function (GO): long-chain fatty acid-CoA ligase activity
Source: RefSeq, a predicted model, not a curated record